AGCAGUAGCGCUGAAGCCGUGUAGAUCUAUCUACGUGUUGGACGAACACCACAAAUCACAAUCUGACAAUCGAUCAUAGCGGCCGUAUCGAUUUGCGUGUACAGCAAACCGGUACGACACUGUUUUUGUUCCGAGUGGUGCCAGGUUAGACUGGAGGAAAUAAUUGUUGUAAAGACUGACUGCACGACUGUGCUAGAAACUGCAGUGCACUGCGAGCUGAUUCCUGCCGUUGUGUGUCUCUAGCUCUGGCGCUCGGAGCUGCAUAUCAAACCAGUUACCUGUGUGCCGUUGGCACAGUGGCGUGCUAUGCACGGUUUCCGGCUGCGGAUGGUGCGCUAACCCUCCCUGCUUCUAGGAUUACAACAUAGGAACGCCAGCGUCAGUUCGCGACGCUCGUUACUUUGCCAUCAACAUGGACUUCCUGUCGCGGUGCGGUAGGAUGUGGAGUCCGCGGACUGGCAACUGUCUACUGUUAGGCCUUCUACUGUGUCAAAUACCUUUCAUCCAGGCAUAUUUACCAUCGCCAUGCGAGUGUGAUCGAACGAAGAGCUGCAACAAUACCUGUAUAAGAUCACCCGGAGAGGAAGUCCCGGACAGCCGUUGCCAGUUCCCAAUUAUGAAAUGUAAAUUUGGUCCAAACAGCGAGUGUUUGGACCAACACAGUCGCGAGCGUCUCCCUGACAACUGCACCUGGCCAGGUCAUGUCCAAGCUGGCCGAAAGGGCUUCUUCAGCGUUAACGGAGCGCUGCGUUCUCUGUCAGUGUCAUGGCAACCACCACCAAGACGGGAGCUUGUGUCUGCCUACGCAGUCGUGUUCUCUAUCUCGCUUGGCCCUCGCGGCGAGCAAGGCACCUUGGCGUGUGCUUGCAUGUCAGUUCCACCGUGUGUAUACAAUACUCGUUUGUACUACACGAGUGGUUCCAUGGCUAUGAACACACCAUACCCGAACUACGUGUAUGGCACAUGCCUGCAGAACCUGAUGCAUGUCACACAGCCAUCUAGGGUCGGUGCUAAGAUCAUGACGUUCCCAUACCAUGGUGACUUUCCAACAGCUAUUAAGGCGUCCCCAGAGAUUAUAAUAACAGUUCCAUCUUGCGCUGAACUAGCCAAGCAAAGCCCCGAGAAGCUGACUCUGCUCUGCAAAAUGAAACUGAAGUACUCCAGCCCUAGGGCAGCCAAUGGUCAACUUAAUGGCCGCAUGGUGUCCCGGAGCACCUACACCGUCAGCUGGGUUACAGACUCUCCGUUGCCUGUCAGCAAUGCGUAUCUAUCAGCCAAGACCGUGGAGACCGCAUCCGAACAAGCGUCGAUCGAUGAUUACAGUGGCACUAGCUACAGGGAGCUAACCGGAGUAUUCAUCAACUCAACGGAUUUACAAGAUGGUAAUUCUACCAGUGCCUCAUUGACACUGCCGGAAUCCGCGGUGCAAUCUCUGUCGCCUGGUGCAAAGAUCUGCAUACAGCUAAGCUUCAUCCUGGAUACAGAAGCAGCUCGACGCGAAUUGAUGAGUGAUCCAGAGUUUGUUGCAGCCAUGGAGGACGAGUACAACUACGCCGCGGGCACUAUGCCCAAGAGCACACUGAGAACAUACACCAAGAAUAUUGUUGAUGGGAUAGACGAAGAUCGUGUCUCUUCAGUCCGCCAGUUUCAAACAACAGUUGAUGGUGGCUGGACAAGCUGGAAACAGAACAGUAGCUGUCCGCUAUGCGCACAGAAUCCGAGGAUACAAGAAAUACGCACGUGCACGAAUCCCAGUCCUAGACUCUACGGGAGAAACUGUACGGGAGAGACUGCACAGAGCGUCGUGUGCAAGCCUGUGCAAGCAUGCCAAUCUACUCCAAAGUUGACCAACAAUGUGGGGGGACCCGAAGGGCCAACAGAAAAGAAGCCAUGGUACCAGCACCCUAUCUUCUACUCCUUCAUGGCGGCUGUUCCGACAACUAUUCUGCUUGCUGCCCUUCUAUUUCUACUACGCAAACCGCUAAUGCGUGCACGCAAGCUGCGGAUACGUCCCGUGGAUGGAACCAGAGAUAUUGAGCGCCUCACUGCCAGUGCAUUUGCACCGCCUACAUAUCUCGGUUCAAACGACGAGAAGUCAGAUUUUAUUCCACCUCUACUUGACAAUGGACGCCCCGGAUCGCCUACGUCAACAGACACUCGUGGCAGUGAAGACGAUCCUCUUCUCCUAGAUCAAGAGGAGGUUCGUCCCCGAUCAUCUCCGCUACCGAAGUCAGUGUACAUUAGCUAUUCGCGGGCCAAUGAUAUCCAUGUUGAGAAUGUGUGCAGUUUUGUUGACUGGCUGAUCUACUACGGCGUGACGGUUCACUAUGACAAACACGACAGCGUUGAGUAUAACCAGGACUUUGGCAACUGGAUUGAGAACCGCAUGACGGGCGCUGACUGGAUCAUCGUGGUGAUGUCCAGCCAUUACUUCAACGAGUGGCAUCGCAGUGACUCGGCAGCAGCAGCAGCAGACCGUGCGAGCAAUGAGGAGGACUGCACACCUGAAGUUGCCCUUGAGACACGGCUGAUCAAGACCCUACUCACCAGGCAGGACAACCACGUCAUACCGGUCUUCCUGGGCACAGCGUUUGACAGCAGUGCAAAGCCAAAGCUACUUGGCAGCAACAAGACAUUUAGGAUAACCGAACACGACGUAUCACAAGCCACGGCAUUGCUCGAUCACAUUGACGGAAAGGAAGAAUGCCCUAGACCAACGUUCACUCAGGAUUGAACACAGCUGCGCAUGCCACCGCUAGUACAUGUAUUUCCAAGUGUGGAGCCAAAGAAGCUACAACUUGAACAAGUCUUCUGCAUUUUAGCACACCUGGUGAGACGUUGAGUAAUUCACAAUGUUAGUUGCGCGUGCUGGAUGAUGUGUGCAGGCACAACUUCACACAGUCGUUGGCAACUUGCCACCUCCUUGUCAUCUCACACUAUAGUGCCCUUGUAGUGUCGCACUGACACACAGUUCUUACAUGUUCACUCAAUAGUGUGCUGCGGCUUUCAGCAGGUCAGACUGAGACAUGUACAUGAGUAAUGCACUGCACAGCACUGUUCUAAGCGGUUAGUAGUAAAGUUACUACUCCCUGGUUCUAAGCAUGUCUUGAGAUACGCAACUUGAGAGGCACGCCGCCAUGAAACCAGGAAGGUAGCUGCUCGAAUGUAGAAGGAAUUUCUUCCCACGACCUACCACACGGCAUUGACUGCAUGGGUACAUUUCACAUGGAGCACAUUCACACUCAGUCCUGUUAUGAGUUGGUGCAGGAGAUUCAGGUUUGUGUUCUACAUACGCCUGUGCAUAUUUCCAAUAAUUUAAUUUCACGUAGGUCAAGAGUUGUUCUCUUCAUUUUAAUUAUUGUUCAUACGCUACUUGUCCCGUUGGCUUUGCUUUGCUGAAUUUGUUGAGACUACAGUGCCGGGAAUUGAACUGGUGCAACAGA
Messenger RNA from Sycon ciliatum, 3443 nucleotides. RefSeq lists its product as uncharacterized. The record is from RefSeq and is a predicted model, not a curated record. Lineage: Eukaryota; Metazoa; Porifera; Calcarea; Leucosolenida; Sycettidae. The transcript has 14 exons. Bases 413 to 2734 code for a protein of 773 amino acids.